Messenger RNA from Colletotrichum karsti, 2481 nucleotides. RefSeq lists its product as uncharacterized. The coding region runs from base 1 to 2481 and encodes 826 amino acids. The record is from RefSeq and is a predicted model, not a curated record. Lineage: Eukaryota; Fungi; Ascomycota; Sordariomycetes; Glomerellales; Glomerellaceae. The transcript has 3 exons.
AUGGAAACCGCGCCUGCGUCCUCGCCUUCCCCGGCGGCAGCUGCCACGGGGAAGGCACCCGUUGCGCAGGAGGCAUCGGUGAACCUGCCAUCGCACAACGACCCCCAGCGUAAAAACACAGAUGCCCCUCCUGCCACCUCACAUCCAUCCGACCCUGACCACAACAUCAACACUUACCAACGCUCCUCGGACCACCCCGACGAGGACCAAUACAACUACACUCACUCUGACGAGGAGCACUUGGACGCAUCCUCUAUUUGCUCCUGGGAAGAAGAAGACGGCAACUGGGAACGAGACCCUGACGACGAAGACGACAUGGGAGGCUCACGACGUCCCCACGGCCAGCGCCGCCGCACCCAGACCGACCUCACCGGCGUCUUCACCCUCGAGGAGAAGAACGAGAUCAUCAAGCUGGUCUCCGACAUUUUGGACAACAUGCAGGCCCAGAUCAGCAACAUCUUCCACUCCCCUCCCAUCACCCCGGCUUCCACAGAGAACCCCCAACACUCGUGGCUUUCCCUCUCACUGCUCAAGGGAAAGAGCAACAAGCCUGCUACUUCCCAACCUCAGGGCAACAGCCCCCCUUCACCAUCCGCGGACCAACAAAACGCUAGUAAGACGUACGCUAAGGCCCACGAGAUUGUCGAGAAGGAGGAAAAGGAGGCCAUGACCCCUCAGCUGCAGGAGCUCAAGAAGGAGUGCCUCGUCGUCUUCAACAAGUGGCAGGGCAACGUGUUGCUGCGAGUCAAGGAUAUCUCGGUCCAGGAACCCGAUGCCCAGGAGGCCCCUGCUGCCCGUGGAGGACGAGGUGGUCGUGGAUCCCGCGGCGCUCGCGGCGAUCGUGGCGCGCCUCAGGGAGGUCGUGGCACGCCGCGCGGACGUGGUAGAGGCGGCCAACUCAGCGUCAAGACCGGAGGCCCACCAGCUAAUCCUCAAGCCGAGGCUGACCCCUGGCUCAUGCGGCGAUUCCCUCCUACGUCCACGACGUUGUCGUCUCUUCCUCUCGAGCGUCGUAAGCUCGUCCUUCACACAGUUCUCCUCCUCUUGCUGUCGCUAGAGCAAUACACGGCGUUCGCCCGCGUCUUCAUGUUCAACCUGACCUCUUCGCUACAUCUCAGCCUCCGCACCUUUCAAGAGGAUGAGGUUCGCGUUGCUCGCGGCCUCGGCAAGACCGUUCAAGAGGUCAAUGCCGAGGAAGUCGUCGAGGAGAAGGCCGCAGAGAACAAGUCUACCAGACGCUGGAAGGUCGGCUUUGCUGGAGCUGCAGGCGCUGCCAUUAUCGGCGUCACAGGUGGCCUUGCCGCGCCCCUGGUUGCUGCCGGCAUAGGCACCGUCAUGGGCGGCGUUGGACUUGGUUCUACGGCGGCCGCUGGACUACUUGGAACGCUCUCUUCGAGCGGCGUCGUUGUGGGCAGCUUGUUCGGCAUCUAUGGUGCCCGUCAGACGUCCAAGAUGAUGGACCAGUACGCCAAAGAUGUCGCCGACUUCGCAUUCCUCCCUUUGCAUGGCGAGAUGAAGGAGGAAUAUCGCGAUGCCAAGGAGAUCCCACCCAAGGAUCGACGCCUGCGUGUCGUGCUCGCCCUCAGUGGUUGGCUGACGCAGAAGGAGGACGUCGUCAACCCCUGGCGUUGCAUCGGCCACCAAGGCGAGGUGUACGCCGUCAGAUGGGAGGUCGCCAACCUGAUGAAUAUGGGCAACUCGCUUGAGACAGUCAUCAAGAGUACCGCUUGGAGUGUUGCCAAGAAGGAAAUCAUCACGCGGACUAUCUUUGCCAGUCUCAUGUCGGCCAUGUGGCCAAUUGGCCUGCUCAAGGUCAGCAAGGUUAUUGAUAACCCCUGGAGCGUCGGCAUGGUCCGCGCUGAGAAGGUUGGAAUGAUCUUGGCCGAGGCCAUCAGCAGGAAGGUCCAGGGUGAUCGCCCCGUCAGCCUCAUCGGUUACAGUCUGGCUGCUCGAGCCAUCUACACCUGCUUGAUGGUGCUUGCCGAGCGUCGCCAGUUCGGUCUCAUCGAGUCGGUCGUCAUGAUCGGUACUCCCGCUCCUUCCGAGAGCCGCGUGUGGCUCGCGUUGAAGAGUGUCGUCGCCGGCAGACUCGUGAAUGUCUACUCGGAGAACGACUACAUCCUCGGCUUCUUGUACCGCACCUCCAACCUCCAGUUCGGCGUGGCGGGACUGCAGCCGAUUCAGGGCGCCGAAGGUGUCGAGAACUACGACGUGAGCAACAUGGUUAGCGGCCACCUGAGGUACCAAUACAUGAUCGGCACCAUUCUCAAGAACAUUGGCUGGGAAGACCUCGACUACUCUCAGAUCGCCAAGGACGAGCAGACUCUGCAACUCAUGGAUGACAAGUACGGCCGGGACAAGAGCCAGAAGCCGACCUACGUUGACCCGGACAAGGAGGCUGUACAGAUCCAGGAGGAAGUCAAGCAGAAGAACGACACCAAGCUCGAAUCGAAAAUGAGCAAGAUGAAGAUCCAGAAUUAG